Messenger RNA from Plodia interpunctella (Indianmeal moth), 2743 nucleotides. It is a transcript of the gene okr, whose product is annotated as okra. Gene Ontology annotation, molecular function: DNA translocase activity; ATP-dependent chromatin remodeler activity; ATP binding. NCBI's taxonomy places the organism in Eukaryota, Metazoa, Arthropoda, Insecta, Lepidoptera, Pyralidae. Gene Ontology annotation, biological process: double-strand break repair via synthesis-dependent strand annealing; reciprocal meiotic recombination. Bases 133 to 2439 code for a protein of 768 amino acids. The transcript has a single exon. The record is from RefSeq and is a predicted model, not a curated record. Gene Ontology annotation, cellular component: nucleus.
CUUUCCCAAUAUCCCAUUUCUUUUCAAAUUCAUGUCGUCCCGCAAUUCUCGACGAACAAAACAAAAGUUUGAUUUUGUUUUCAAACUUCUUAAAGCCAUUUUUUUGUAUGGAAAAGUAAGAUUGCAUACAUAAUGCGGCGUAGUCAAGCGCCCAGUCAGUUAGGCUCCAGCGACAGCGUCUUCAAGAGCCCUUUAAUUGACAAGAAAAGAAAGAAGCGGGAAUGCGCAAGGAUUCCCCUGGCACAAAAAUCACCAUCUCAAGCAUUAUCCACUUCAGAACAUGAGAAUCUCAUCCGACAGAUACUGAGUAAGCCUUUCAAAGUACCCAUACCUAACUACGUGUCAUCAUAUUGUAGUAAAAGUCUUGGUUUAAAACGAACACAAGUGCGCCGCGCGUUACACGAUCCUGAUGAACCGAAUGCGCUUGUUUUAUACCGCCCCCCGUACAUCCCUGAACACGAAAAGAUGAAAAUGAGUCCUAAUGACAUUAAAGUGGCUGUUGUAGUUGAUCCAGUGCUCGGAAACAUACUAAGACCUCAUCAAAGAGAUGGUGUAAAGUUUAUGUACGACUGUGUCACUGGAAACCAAAUAGAAAAUGCGUAUGGAUGUAUAAUGGCUGAUGAAAUGGGUUUGGGAAAGACUUUACAGUGCAUAACCUUGCUUUGGACCUUAUUGAGACAAGGGCCUGAUUGCAAACCUACUAUUUGUAAGGCAAUCAUUGUGUGCCCGAGUAGUCUGGUUAAGAAUUGGUACAAUGAGAUUGGUAAGUGGUUAGGAACAAGAAUUAAUGCUUUGGCUAUGGAUGGUGGUUCUAAAGCAGAUAUAACAUUGAAGCUUCAGCAGUUUAUGAACACGUUUGCAGCUUUGAGAGUUGCAACUCCAGUUUUAAUUAUCUCUUAUGAAACAUUUAGGAUUUAUUCAAAUAUAUUGCACUCGUCUGAAGUAGGUUUAGUUCUCUGUGAUGAAGGACACAGAUUAAAGAACAGUGAAAAUCAGACAUAUCAAGCCUUGAUGGGUUUGAAAGCUAAAAGAAGAAUUUUAAUCUCAGGCACUCCAAUACAGAAUGAUUUGACAGAAUAUUUCAGCUUAGUACACUUUGUCAACGAAGGUAUAUUAGGAACUGCUCAGGAAUUCAAAAAGAGAUAUGAAAAUCCUAUUCUGAAAGGACAAGAUGCAUUAGCUACAGAACAAGAAAGGGAGAAAGCACAGGAAUGCCUACAAACCUUAACAUCAAUUGUCAACAAGUGUAUGAUCCGCAGAACUAGUUCCUUGCUCACUAAAUACUUGCCUGUUAAGUUUGAACAGGUCAUAUGUGUAAAGAUGACCGCCCUUCAGACUCAGAUAUACAAGAAUUUCAUCAAUUCUGAUGCUAUUCGUAACAAAUUCUCUGGUACAGGAGAAAAGAACACUUUAAGCGCCCUAUCAAGCAUUACAACUUUGAAGAAAUUAUGUAACCAUCCGGACUUAGUCUAUGAUAAAAUUAUUGAAAGAUCUGAAGGCUUUGAAAAGGCUAGAGACUUAUUGCCAAGUAAUUAUGACAUUAAAGAUGUUAAACCAGAGUAUUCUGGUAAACUUAUGAUUCUAGAUUGUAUUUUGGCUAAUUUAAAAACAAAUACAGAUGAUAAAAUAGUUUUGGUCUCAAAUUACACUCAAACUUUAGACUUAUUUGAGAAAUUGUGUCGAAAAAGAUGUUACCAGUAUGUGAGGCUUGACGGUUCGAUGACAAUCAAGAAACGAGCGAAGGUGGUUGAAAGUUUUAACCAAAAAGAUUCAAAAGAAUGGAUUUUCAUGUUAAGUUCAAAGGCUGGUGGCUGCGGCUUGAAUUUGAUUGGUGCUAACCGACUCAUCAUGUUUGAUCCCGAUUGGAACCCUGCUAAUGAUGAGCAGGCCAUGGCUCGGGUCUGGAGAGACGGACAGAAGAAACCUUGUUACAUUUACAGGUUACUGGCUACAGGUACAAUUGAAGAGAAGAUAUUCCAAAGACAGGCACACAAGAAAGCUUUGAGUGAUACUGUUGUGGAUCAAAAUGAGGAAUCGUUACGUCACUUCACUUCUGAUGAUUUGAAGGAUCUGUUCCGUCUGGAAGAGAACACAUUAUCAGAUACACACAGUAAAUUUAAAUGCCGUAGAUGUGUGAAUAACAUCCAGGUGACUCUUCCUCCGGAAAAUUCAGACUGUACAUCCGAUUUAUCAAACUGGUAUCAUUGUGCAGAUAAAAAGAGCUUAGCCGAUCUUGUUUUGAAGCAAUGCUGGGAUUUGGCUAAAAGCAUUUCAUUCGUUUUCAAUCACCGCUCUGCUGAAUGUGAGGCCAACAAAGUAAAAGACAGUAAAGAAGGUGAAGAAGAUAAAGAAAAUGUUCAACAAAGAAAGAGACGGAAGAUUGAUGAUGAUGAGGAUUAUUCAGAGCCUGAUGACAGUGCUGAUGAAGAUUAUCAAUAAUGUUUAUUUUUAUUUUCUGUUUGUUCCAAGUGAAAAAUUAUGUUUUACUUCAUUUUCAUUGUAAAUAUUAUAAUUUAAGUAGAUUGUGGAGAAUAUUAUAUUUUAUGAUUAUAAAACAUGUUUAUUAAAAAAAAAUACUGUGAAGUGAAGGUGCAAAAUGAAAAAAAAAAUUAUAAACGAAAAUAUUUAUUACAAAAAUAACAACUUAAUAUUUCUAUGAGACAUUCAAUAAUAUAUUUUUUAAAUCUAUAUAUAGAAAUAACAACAUACUAUAAUUAAACCGCUAAGUCUUACUCUUAGAAAA